Messenger RNA from Drosophila ananassae, 4782 nucleotides. RefSeq names its product interference hedgehog (gene boi). Gene Ontology annotation, cellular component: plasma membrane; axon. Gene Ontology annotation, biological process: cell-cell adhesion; axon guidance. NCBI's taxonomy places the organism in Eukaryota, Metazoa, Arthropoda, Insecta, Diptera, Drosophilidae. Gene Ontology annotation, molecular function: protein binding. The coding region runs from base 426 to 3809 and encodes 1127 amino acids. The transcript has 10 exons. The record is from RefSeq and is a predicted model, not a curated record.
AGCAGCGGUGGCAGCCCGGUGGUCUGGCGCUCAUUUCAGUUCAUUGCGAACCGUCGAGCGAUUCGGACGUGCGAGCGGAAGUCGUGUGCUCUCUCUCACCUGCCAGUUGAAAUUGAAUGAGUGUUUGGCGCCCUCGUCGUGUUAAUUGCUACCUUUAUUUAUUUUUUUUCUUGUGUUGUUUGACUGAAAAAAGUAUUUAUUUUCAAAACCAGUGACCGUUCGAGCCAACACAAGAGAGAGGAUUGGAGAUUAGAAGAGAGAGCUCUAACAAGAAGGAGACGAGAGAGAGGAGAUCCUGAGCCCUUUUUGUUAAAUCGCAUCAGCAUCUGUUGCACAGACUUUUGGCCCAGAGAUGCCCCUUUGAGGACUGCCCUGCCCCACGCCAAAGGAGAAACACAAAGAGCUGGAAAGAUCUCCUUGAAGAAAUGGAAGCCAGAAGACUCAUUUUAGCCGUGACCUUGACCCUGGCGGUGACCUUGACCCGGGCCAGCGACGGCAGCUCCUCCUCCGCCUCCUCCUCCGAUCCCCUGGGCGUCUACUUUGAACGCGCCCCCGAGUCGGCGGUGGCCCCCAAGGACGACGAGGUGGUCUUCGAGUGCGAACUGAACCUCAAGCCGGACAGCCUGGAGUGGCGCUUCCGGCGGAGUGGCUCCUCGGAGCCCUACCGCUACCUACGCCCCGCCGCCGGCUACAAUGUGACCAGCAGCAACGAGGAUCGGGUCUGGCGGCUGAGGAUCUAUGUGGGAGCCCAGACGGUGGGCGACUACCAGUGCGUGGCCUGGUACGGACCCGGAGCCCUGGCCUCCACGCCGGCCCGCCUCUCCCUGGUGACCCUGGCUUUGGACACGAGUGUCGGGAGCAGGGGCGGCUCCAUCCGAUGGAGUGUGGCGCCGAAGAACUGCAUCCUGAUACGGUGCGGGAGUGUCGUCUCCAAUCCGCCGGCCAUCUGGAGCUUCUACCGCAACGGGGAGAAGGUGCCGCAGACGGAACUGCUCUCCGGAGCUCCGGCCGGAGCCCUCAUCCUCGACUCGGUGACGGCCAAGGACGCCGGCAACUACACGUGCGCGGCCACCAAUGCCAUCACCGGCCAGAAACUGGACCUGCCCCAGACCAUUGAGCUCCGGGUGGACUACACGGACCGCACUCCGCCGUACUUCCUCCAGCGCCCGCCAACGGAUCUGUCCACCCGGCCCGGCGACACCGUCGUCCUGGAGUGCCCGGGCGUCGGAUCGCCCCGACCCACGGCCGUCUGGAGCAGCCCCAACGUCGUCCUCAACCCGAACCGCACCAAGAUCCUGCCCUACGGCCUCCAGAUCACCGACGUCCGGCCGGAGGACCAGGGCUCGUACGUCUGCCUCCUGGACAACGGCCACGACGCCCUCAUGCACAUCAUCAAGCUGAGUGUCCUGCAGCGGCCGGUGAUCCUACGCGGCCCGGCCUCCACCCUCACCACCGAGGGCGAUCGGCUGGUGCUGGAGUGCUCCGCCUCCGGCAACCCCCAGCCGGACAUCUACUGGCUGCUGAACGGCGAGGACGCGGCCAGCGAUGCGGAGGCCCAUGUGGACAACCGGAGCCUGCACCUGCAGAGGGUCCAGAAGCGCCACGCCGGAGUGGUGCAGUGCUUCGCCAAGAACAUCCUCGGAGAGACCAGCGAGGGCAACAUGCUGAAGGUCACUCCCCUGCAGAUCACCGGCGAGGGCGACAAGCCCCUCGGAGGAGUUCCGGUCCGACCGAUGCACGAGUCCAUUGGAGGAGGCUCCUCCACGCCCUCCGGCGGCGGCAAGGCCAAGGGCAAGCGGAAGUACAUGCGAGUGGGUGCCAACAUGGUGCCACCGUCCCGCCCCAAUGUCACCCGCCUCUCGGACGACGCCGUAAUGCUCCGCUGGAGCGUUCCCCAAAACGCCGGACUGGCCAUCGGCUACUUCAAGGUGCAGUACCGGAUGCUGGGCGACGCCACCGGAACUAUCCCAAGGGACACCUGGCAGACGACCAGCGAGAACAUUCCCUACAACUACGGGACGAGUACGAAGCGCCCACGUGGCCGGGACAGGGACCGCCACGACCAGCACGAUGCGGUUGUUAAUCCGCCCAAGAACUUCACCUUCUCGGUGAUGGGCCUGCUGCCGGACAGGUUCUACCGCUUCCGGAUCGUGGCCGUCUACUCCAACUACGACAACAAGGAGGGCAACACCUCCGUCAAGUUCUUCCUGCAACGAGGCUCCGCCAAGUCCAACCUGCCGGUGCCGGAGCUCCACGACGUAGAGGCGUACUCCGAGUCGGCUGUCCUCCUGCACUGGUCGCUGGUGGCCGACGGCGCCACCUCCCAGAUCGAUGGCUACUUCGCCUACUACCGGCCGGCGGAGUCGGCGGGGGAGUACCUGAAGGCCACCGUGGAUGGCGGCCACAACCGGAGCUUCAAGAUCGACCAACUCCAGCCAGGGACCACCUACGAGUUCAAGCUGCAGUCCUUCAACGCGGACGCUGCCUCCGAGUUCAGUGCCAUCCGGCAGACCAAGACCAAGCAACUGAGCGAUCCGGCAGCUGCCUCCCUGCCCACCACUCCGGUGACGGUUCAGCAGCAGAACUCCAUUCUCCCGGUGAUCGCCGGAGCGGCCGGCGGAGGCCUCCUGCUCCUGAUAGCCUCGGUGGUGGUGUGUCUGUGUCUCAGGCGGAAGAAUGCCCAGCCAGAAGAGGAGAACAAACCCAACUUGGAGCACAUUCAAGCCGACUUUGUGACCUCGGCGGUGCUGGGAGUGGGAGGACACCACAAGAGCGGAGAUGUGCGACGUCUGAACGGCGUGAUUCCCCGGAUGAACAUCACUCCGAAUCCCCUGGCCCAGGAGGCGGCCGCCGACAAGAACCGCAACGUGAUGGAGCUGCGCUUUCUGCCUCCACUUUCGAAUGGAAAUGGAAAUGGAAAUGGAAAUGGGAGUCUUCCCGCUGAUAUGGAGGACCAGAUGGCGUCCGGAGAGGAGCGAAGAGAGCAGCAGACCGACGAGGAUGAGGAGGAGAACGACAGGGAGGAGGACUCGCCACGGCCGGCGGCUGCCUCCUCUUCCUGCGAAACGCUCGAGGCCUGCGACGAGGGUCUCAAGCUGGGUCUCAGCCCCAAGCCGGAGCUGGGUCGUCCGGAGGCGUCUCUCCUGGAGGCGCCCAGCAAGCCGCUGCCACCGCUGCCGCUGCCGCUGCCGCUGCCGCUGCCCAAGAAACCAGCCGCCGCCAAUGCUGGCCAAGCAACCUCUGGCCUGCACCAGAACGGCCUGCACCACGCCCAGCCCUACCAUCCGCCCGGCACGCCCACGCUGCUCCACAAGCGCCUGGACUACCACCAGCAGCCGCCCCCGGUGCCGCCACACUCCGCGUACUACCAGCAGGCGCCCGCCCAUCACCACCAGCCCUCGCCCAUGAUGGAGCGCAGUGUCCGAGGACUCCAACAGCUCCAGCACCACCACCAGCAACAGCAACAGCAUCACCUGCAGCAGGGUGGGGGCUACCACAUGGAGGAGGGCACUCCCACGCCCUCGAGGAUUCCAUCGCUGAGGCGACAGCGUCGCACCUCCGGCAGCCAGCACAACAGCCACACCAAUCUCAACCUGAACCACAACAACAACAACAACCUGCCGCCGCACCACCAGCACCUGCACCACCACCCCGGCCACCCUGGCGGACUGGUGGGUAUCCCCAUUGUGCCGGGCAGUCCGCGGGUGCAGCGCUCCCCCAUGCCGAGCCGGGCGAUGAUCAAGAGGACGCGACUGGGCAGCCACACGGACAACAUCUCCUCCGGCAGCCUCAACAGCAUUGAGGUGUGAAGGACGCCAGGAGUGGGAUCAGCCUGCUAGAUUAGGAUUAGGAGAGCAGGAGGCGAUGUGUAUUAUUAUGGAUAUCCGUAGAGCAGGCCGGCAGAGCUGUCGAAUACUAUUCAGUUAAGAAUCAGUUCCAGUUUCUUAGAAUCCUUUAGUUUAAGGUCUAGUUGUUAGGAGUAGUUUUAAGGAAUGAUUUCACGAGGAACUGUUUAACUCUUGCAAGUUCCGGCCUGAUAGUCAAUAGAGUUAUUAAUUAUCCUUUUUUUUUACUAAUCACAUUAAUUAACUAAUUAAUUAAUUAACUAUUUACUAUUAUGUUCUGUAAUUGCAACUCCUUGGAGGAGGGGCAGCUCGAAUAAGUCCUGUACGUAGCUCUAAACUAGACUUGUAGUGUUAUUUAUUUAUUGUCGACGACUCGAAUGGAUUAGUUCAACUAGUGGCUAAGAUAUUAGCUAAUAAGCAUACUUAACUCUCGCGAAUUGUGACUAAUAUUCACCCACAUCUCGUAUUUCUCACACCACCCACAAAGCAAGCAUCCUAAAGUAGCCUAAGCAUCAGUUUUAAACGCAAGUAAGCCAGUUUUUUGGAUUAAAAAUGAUUAAAAAACCUAGAAGUAAAAUGUGUCAUUAAUACGAGUGGGUUAGUAUUAAGUGUUUUUUUCAGUAAGUUUUAAGCGAAAAUCAUGUUUAAAGAUGGAACCAAAUUCAAAAAGCGCGCCAGGGCUGCACAACAUACUGUUAACAGAGCGCGCAACAGCUCCCUCGGUGCUGUUAAGUGAACUGUUAACAGAGAACCAGGUGGCAACAGCUGCCCAACAGCUGUUUCUCACAUUGGCCGAUUGGAAUUGAAGUUUUAUUAUUUAAACAGUGAUUUAAAACAAAAAAACACACUAAAAGGAGGCAAUUUAGUGAUUUGCACUAACUAGAGGACUCAGUAAGCAGCUGGAGCUAGGAGAAACACAGAAGGAAGAGAGGAAACA